CCAUUUUUUGCUUGCUUGUUUGCUCCCUCAUUCAGCCGCACUGGGAUCUCUCAUCUGUCCAACUUUUCAUCUCUCCCUCUUCUGCUUUCUUUUGUUUACUAUAUUAUUCUAUAUUAUUUGCACUAUUACCGCUACCACUCCUAAUUAAUCAUAUUUGUCAUGGCCAUCUUCCAAGCUGCUUGGGAGUCGUACAUGGCCUUUAUGGCCCGGUCGCCCGUGGGCUGCGCCGUCGUCACUGUCGUGCUUCUGGUCUCGUUUGUCGUCACAUGGGCGCAGCUCGAGCAAAAGAUGAACUACAACCCGUCGGCCCCGCCGUUCGUCACGUACUACGUGCCUUUCAUCGGAUCGAUGAUCGAGUUUGGCAUCCACCCGGUCAAAUUCAUGCGCAAGCACCAGGCGAUCCACGGCAACUUCUUCACCUUUCUUAUGUUCGGACGCUGCAUGACUGUUUGCAUUGAUAUUGACGGCAACGACUUUGUCUUCAACGCCAAGCACUCCAACGUCACCGCCGAGGAUGCUUACAACUCGCUGACCAAGCCCGUCUUUGGCGAGGGUGUCGUCUACGACGUGCCCAACGCUGUGCUGAUGGAGCAGAAGCGCAUGUUCAAGGCCGGUCUGUCGAUUGACAGCUUCCGCGCCUAUAUCCCCAUUUUUGUGCUGGAGGUGAACCAGUACGUUGACAAGCACUGGAAAAAGGACGAGGACACCAUUGACCUGCUCAAGGCCAUAUCCGAGAUGAUCAUCAUGACUGCGUCGCACUCGAUGCUGGGCCCCGAGAUCCGCUCGAAGCUGUACGAGGGCGUUGCUGAGCUGUACCACACCCUGGACGGAUGCUUCACCCCUAUCCACUUUUUGUUCGAGUGGCUCCCUCUGCCCUCCUACUAUGCGUCCGAGAAGGCGCAUGCCGAGCUGGACCAGAUCUUUUCCAAGGUUAUUGCCGAGCGUCGUAGCAACCCCGAUGUGAAGCACACCGAUAUGCUGGACAUUUUGAUGACCUCAAAGUACAAGAACGGCGAGUCUAUGAGCGACAAGCAUGUCGGAAACAUGCUGAUUGCCCUGCUCAUGGCCGGCCAGCACACGUCGGCUGCCACCACCACCUGGUCUAUCCUCAACCUGGCCGCCAACCCCGAUAUUGUCGCCGAGGCGCGCAAGGAGUACGAGGGCAUUUUGGGCGAGGAGCUCAAGGGCGACAGGAUUAUUGAGCCCACCUAUGAGAACGUCAAGGACUUUUCGAUCCUGAGCAAUGUCAUUCGCGAGACCCUGCGCAUCCGCUCUCCUCUCGUUCAGAUCAUGCGCAAGGUUAUCAAGCCCACCGCCAUCCCCAACACCAACUACGUUGUUCCUGCCGGCCACUACCUUAUUGCCUCCCCCGUCAUUUCAUCCACCGAUGAGAAGUACUACAAGAACGCCGAGGACUGGGUGCCCAGCCGCUGGGUCAACGCUGACACUGACGAGGUUGCCGACAAGUCGACUACUGACUAUGGCUUUGGCGCCCUGUCCACUUCGGCUCGUUCCCCCAACCUGCCCUUCGGCGCCGGCCGCCAUCGCUGCAUUGGCGAGCAGUUUGCUUACCUGCAGAUUAAGACCAUUCUGUAUAUUCUGCUGACGCGCUUCGACUUUUCUCUGGACCCCAAGCGUGGCAUGCCUGAGCGCGACUACACCUCCAUGGUGCUGCUGCCCGAGGGACCGGUGCUGUGCAAGUACAAGCGCCGCGUCACCAACUAAGCCUAUGCCUUUUCCAUAUCAAAAAUAUUAAUCAUUCGUACAUCACAUGGCCACGCAAAGUCGCAAAAUCCUACCGGCGAGCAAUAACUGCUGAUGCCGUUGCCGUUGACAAUACCACAAACCAAUGCAAUUUUCAUCAAAAAUGGAACCAGAAGAGAGCACUUGUACUUAACAAACAAGCAAGCCAUUUGAUGCCGACAUAUCAAGCAAAUAAAAAUAAUU
Messenger RNA from Kickxella alabastrina, 1947 nucleotides. Its product is annotated as cytochrome P450 51. The record is from RefSeq and is a predicted model, not a curated record. The transcript is spliced from 2 exons. Gene Ontology annotation, molecular function: oxidoreductase activity, acting on paired donors, with incorporation or reduction of molecular oxygen; monooxygenase activity; heme binding. Lineage: Eukaryota; Fungi; Kickxellomycota; Kickxellomycetes; Kickxellales; Kickxellaceae. Bases 160 to 1725 code for a protein of 521 amino acids.